AUGAAGUUUGAGAAUGUUCUUGCUCAUAUUAAUGGAUUUGGAAGAUUUCAGAUAAUGAUCAUUGUGAUCAGCUUCAUCGGCCGCUUCACUCUGCCUUGCCACUUCAUGCUCAACAAUUUCAUAGCAGCUGUUCCCUCUCAUCACUGUGACAUCAGCUCUCUGGAUGACGGAGGUGUUUUUAUGAAUUUAUCCCAGGCAGAGAGGCUUGUUGUUAGUAUUCCAGUUCAGCAAGAUGGGACUCCAAGCUCCUGUCAGAUGUUUGAGGAGCCUCAAUAUCAGCUGCUGUUUAAGUCCUCCAACAUCACUGAUGCGCCAAGAGUGCCGUGCCGGAACGGAUGGGUUUACGAUAACACCACCUUCAAGUCUACUCUGACCUCAGAGUGGGACUUGGUGUGUACUAGAAGAGGGAAAAACAAAGCAACUGCUACCAUCUUCUUUGUCGGAGUCAUGUUUGGAGCAAUUUCCUUUGGAAGUCUAAGUGACAGGUAUGGUCGAAGGAUCAUGCUGCUGGUAUCAUAUGUGUCUGGAAUGCUGUUUGGUGUUGCAAGCGCCUUUUCUACAUCCUACAUGAUGUUUGCUGUGCUGAGGUUCUUCACUGGCUUCUGCAUCACAGGCAUCGUCAUUGUCUCAGCAGUUCUCAGUGUGGAGUGGGUGGACAUUGAACACCGGAAGAUUGUGGGAGUGACUGAUAGCUUAUCCUGGACAUUUGGAAACACAGUAUUCCCACUCAUUGCCUACUUUGUGAAUGAUUGGAGGAGGCUGAUUGUUAGUGUAACAUCACCUUUAAUCUUAGCCAUCUUCACUUGGAGGUGGAUGCCAGAGUCGGCUAGGUGGCUGAUUGCCAAUGGAAAGCUGGAGCAAGCUCAGAUCUAUUUGAAAAAAUGUGCCAGCAUGAAUCGUACAGAUGAGUCAAUCCAAACACUUAAAACAGAGUCGUUGUCCACCAUUGUUGUGACGGAGAAACGAGAUCGAACCUACUCCUACCUUGAUCUGAUACAAACACCUGAGAUGAGGAAACUGGCCCUGCGUACUGGUAUAUUAUGGUUUUGUAUCGCAACUACAUUUUAUGGCAUCAGCUUCAACAUCACGGGGUUUGGGCUCAACAUAUAUCUCACUCAGUUUAGUUAUGGUUUAAUUGAACUUCCUGCCAAAGUGUCAGUCUACUACUUACUGGAUAAGAUAGGCAGGCGGAGCACUGAGGUGGGAUCUAUGCUGCUGGCUGCCAUUUGUCUUGGAAUCAAUAUUGUGAUACCAAAAGAUAUGUCUGUUGCUACUACUGUGGUAGCAGUCAUUGGAAAAGGGUUUUCUGCAGCAUCCUUUGGAACAUUAGUGCUGUACAGCGCUGAGCUGUACCCGACUGUAAUAAGGCAGAAUGGUAUGGGCUACAACUCGUUCAUGGCUCGGUUUGGUGUAGCUGUGGCGCCUAUGAUCCUCUUACUGGAUGAGGUCUGGAAGGAACUGCCACAGGUGGUCUUGUGCUGUCUGGCAGUAUUUGGGGCGAUAGUGGCAAGCACGCUUCCAGAGACCCGCAACAGGUGCCUGCCAGAGACCAUAGAAGACAUUGAACAGAAGCGAUAG
This is a messenger RNA of Archocentrus centrarchus (flier cichlid), 1578 nucleotides long. RefSeq names its product solute carrier family 22 member 7-like. Gene Ontology annotation, biological process: transmembrane transport. Gene Ontology annotation, cellular component: membrane. The coding region runs from base 1 to 1578 and encodes 525 amino acids. NCBI's taxonomy places the organism in Eukaryota, Metazoa, Chordata, Actinopteri, Cichliformes, Cichlidae. The transcript is spliced from 9 exons. The record is from RefSeq and is a predicted model, not a curated record. Gene Ontology annotation, molecular function: transmembrane transporter activity.